UUAACGUAGCGCGCCGUGAGCCACGGAGUGUUUGGUUUCCGUGGCAGCGAAAGGUGCAACAGUCCUCCGCUGGCCUCCAGUUAUGCCACAUAGUCACCGCACACAGAGCCGCCGCCGUUCAAAUUAAUGUUUUAAACAGGCCCUGUGGCCAUGGCCAAAGACCCGUUGGCAGAAGCCGGCUUUCAUUUCGAUGAACUCAACAAGCUCCGGAUUCUGGAGCCUGAGGUCAGCCAGAAGACCACAGAGCUCAAAGAAGAGUGUAAAGAGUUUGUGGACAAAAUUGGUCACUUUCAGAAGAUAGUUGGAGGUCUUAUUGAGCUGGUGGAUGAGUUGGCAAAAGAAGCAGAGACUGAAAAAAUGAAGGCCAUUGGAGCAAGAAACCUGUUGAAGUCAGUGGCAAAGCAAAGGGAGGCGCAGCAGCAGCAGCUUCAGGCUCUCAUUGCAGAGAAGAAAAUGCAGCUUGAGAGAUACCGCAUCGAAUACGAAGCCCUCUCUAAAGUGGAGGCUGAGCAGAACGAGUUCAUCGACCAGUUCAUUCUGCAGAAAUAAGGACACGAUGUGACCAUGGCCAGAAGAAAAUGUGUGUGUCCGCCUGCGACCAAGUUUCCCGAGUGCCUGUUCUGUUUCCUCUGGGUGAUCUGACACCCACCACGGGAGUUACUCAGCUGCAACCGAACUCCUGUCCUGAAGCAAUCCAAAAGCUCCAGUUUCAGCCUGACACUUCUCCACACCUCGUCUUUCAAUUACAUACCUCCUCCUAUUUUUAAUAUGCUCAUAUGGGAAGCAACAGCAUAUUGCCUAGCAGUGUUCACACCAGACCAUCACUGUCUAGGACCUGAGGUGUCGUCAGGUUGAACAGAAUUGGAACUUGAGGUUCUUUUAACACCAAAAGUCUCACAUCCAUAUCUCAGAAAAACACAGGGGAUGGAGCUAUUUAUAUAUAUAUAUAAAUGAAUUUAUUUAUACUAUUUAUACUGCAGAAUUCCUCUGUAUAUCUAGUUUUAUUACUUUUUGUAUCAAUUGAACUAAAUACAGCAUGUGCAUGCGGUUGUAAAUAAUUUCCUGAUUUUCAAAAAUGAAAAAAAAAAAGGUUGACAUCUUAAUUUUUAGAACAUUUUUUCCAUCUUUUGUGUUGCCAUUUUGCCACUGUUGUCAGUCAUACUACACUAAAACAUCUACCUGGCAUUUCUUGCUGGUUGUUCAUUCCAUUCUUCUAGCAAAACAUAACACAAAAAAUAUUUUAUUCCACUCUUCAUAUUCUCUACAUCUUGUUUAUUUAUCCUUAAUGUAACCAGGAAGGUCCCACUGAGGUACAAGAUCUCUUCUUCCAAGGAGUCUUUGUAUGCCAUUUCCUUACCUACAUCAUUACCUGUAAUGUCUUAAUUUAGCAGACAAAUGGUUAUACUUGAAUAUAAUAUGUUGCACAAAUAAAUUGCUGUGUUAUGAGAUAAA
Messenger RNA from Myripristis murdjan (pinecone soldierfish), 1452 nucleotides. It is a transcript of the gene ift20, whose product is annotated as intraflagellar transport 20 homolog (Chlamydomonas). The transcript is spliced from 5 exons. Gene Ontology annotation, cellular component: cytoplasm; non-motile cilium; neuron projection. Lineage: Eukaryota; Metazoa; Chordata; Actinopteri; Holocentriformes; Holocentridae. The record is from RefSeq and is a predicted model, not a curated record. Gene Ontology annotation, biological process: protein localization to cilium; cilium assembly. The coding region runs from base 151 to 549 and encodes 132 amino acids.